Molecule: messenger RNA, 1259 nt
Organism: Charadrius vociferus (killdeer)
Lineage: Eukaryota; Metazoa; Chordata; Aves; Charadriiformes; Charadriidae
Gene: NUDCD3
Product: NudC domain containing 3
Exons: 6
Coding region: 1-1203 (400 amino acids)
Biological process (GO): protein folding
Cellular component (GO): cytoplasm
Source: RefSeq, a predicted model, not a curated record
AUGGAGAGGCAGUUUGCAUGGCUCAGCCUCUGCGACACCGCCAUCCCCGGGGGCACAACCCCAGGCAGCAAUGUCCUCCUCAGCCCCUGUGCUGCCCCCCACAUCCAAGCCGUUCCAGACCUGGCAGAUGACACUGCACUGCCCAAGGAGUUCCUACUGACUUGCUCCGUGUUGUGCCAGGAUGGUCCUAGCAGCAUUCACAUGCCUGGGGACCCUGGUGGCACCGGCAGUGCCAUCCUCCACCGCGGCGUCAGCUCACUCUCGCUGCCCAUGAAAAUGCUUACCCCUGACUACAGCGUCCCUGAGGCCACCAACACGGCAUUUAAAGUCUUUGAGCGGAUGGCCCGGCAGGAUGACGAGAAGAGGCGCCGAGAGCUGGAGGCGAAGCUAAGGAAGAAGGAGGAGGAGGAGGAGGCUGCCGCAUCUGCUGAGAGGGUGAAACUGUCCCCUGCAGCUCAGGAGGUUGAAGUUGAGACAACAGCAGAGCACAUCCCAGCGCCAGAUGCCAGGGGAGCUGCAGGGGCGCAGGAGUCGGCUGUAGCCCAGGAUGCAGCCCCCAGUCCUGUGUCAGCAGAGCCCCUGGGGACUACUGCCCCGGCAGAGUCCCGGCCAGCAGAACUGCCCACGAGACAGGAGCAGUUCCAGACAAACCCCGACAGCUACAAUGGGGCUGUGCGAGAGAAUUACGCCUGGUCCCAAGACUUCAGCGACCUGGAGAUUAAAGUGCCCGUGCCCAAGCAUAUCAUAAAAGGCAAACAGGUGUCUGUGGAUAUCAGCAACAGCACAAUUCGCGUAGCAGUGCUGGAGGGGAGCGGCCAGCGUGUCCUCAUGGAAGGGAAACUCACCCACAAGAUCAACACGGAGAGUUCCCUCUGGAGCCUGGAGCCGGGGAAGUGUGUUUUGAUCAACCUGAACAAAGGGGACGAGUACUGGUGGAACGCCAUCCUGGAGGGCGAGGAGCAGAUCGACAUCGACAAGAUCAACAAGGAGCGCUCCAUGGCCACAGUGGACGAGGAGGAGCACGCCAUGCUGGACCGCCUCACCUUUGACUACCACCAGAAGCUGCAGGGCAAGCCCCAGAGCCACGAGCUGAAGGUGCACGAGAUGCUGAAGAAGGGCUGGGACACCGAGGGCUCCCCUUUCCGUGGCCAAAAGUUCGACCCCUCCAUGUUCAACAUCUCCCCCGGCGCUGUGCAGUUUUGAUGGCGGUGAAAAAACACCGAGAAACAAAGCGGGGAGAGGAGAAACCCACCCAGGGA